GUUACGUAGUAGUAGUACUUAACAACAACACGUGGCGCCGCCGUGGCGCUGAUAGAUGCGGCCAUGGACAGUAACGGCGAGUGCUCGUCGCCCCCCACCCUCAGCGCCGCGCUUCUGCCCCUCUUCGGCCCACCGCCGGAGCCGCUGCCGGAGAGUCUCGAGGACAAGCUGAGGCGGGUGAGCGAGGAGAACCGGAGGCUGGCCGCCGCGCUGGACGCCAUACUCGCCGACCGCUCCACCCCGCGAGCGCUCGCCACGUCGUCGCCGUCCCGGGGCAAUGCGGUGGCCGCCGCGGAGCCGCCGCGGCCCAAGGUCCGGACGGUGUGCGCGCGCGCCGAGCCGUCGGACGCCGACGCCAACCACCUCAGGGACUGCUACCAGUGGCGCAAGUACGGCCAGAAGGUGACGCGGGACAACCCGUAUCCGAGAUCCUACUUCCGCUGCGCGUACGCGCCCUCCUGCCCCGUCAAGAAGAAGGUGCAGAGAAGCGCAGACGACAAUCUGAUGCUUGUGGCGACGUACGAGGGCGAGCACAACCAUGAGCAACGUGCCCAGAGCGAAUAUGUCGUCACUGACGCGUCGACGAGCCUGCACCAGGCCGGGUCGUCACUGCCGCGCUCGAUCAUCUCCAUCGAUUCGUCGGGCCGGAAAAAGAUCACCAUUGGCCUGGCCGCGGACCAACGGCCGCCGGCGGAUUCGAAUGCCGGGGCGGCCGUCGGGGAGAUUAUUGUGACGCCUGAGUUUCGGAAGGCUCUGGUGGACGAGCUCGUGAAUUUGCUCACGAAUGAUUCCGAGUUCGUCGAGAAGCUGGCGAGCGCCGUGGCUGAUAGGGUGAUGGAGAGAAUACCAGGGCACAUAUUCUGAUGCAUGGCGCUCGUGGAUGCAAAAUAAAUGUGAAUAUACACAUGUUUUUUUUUGCGGUUGAAGAACAUUAAUAUGUCUAUGUAAUAAACUUAGGUCUUGUCUAUUUUCAUAGUGCUAAAGUUUAGCACAACAUUUUUUUUACUAAA
This is a messenger RNA of Zea mays, 1010 nucleotides long. RefSeq lists its product as uncharacterized. Lineage: Eukaryota; Viridiplantae; Streptophyta; Magnoliopsida; Poales; Poaceae. The record is from RefSeq and is marked validated. Gene Ontology annotation, biological process: regulation of DNA-templated transcription. Gene Ontology annotation, molecular function: DNA-binding transcription factor activity; sequence-specific DNA binding.